This is a messenger RNA of Lytechinus variegatus (green sea urchin), 1119 nucleotides long. RefSeq names its product monocarboxylate transporter 12-like. The record is from RefSeq and is a predicted model, not a curated record. Lineage: Eukaryota; Metazoa; Echinodermata; Echinoidea; Temnopleuroida; Toxopneustidae. Gene Ontology annotation, molecular function: monocarboxylic acid transmembrane transporter activity. Gene Ontology annotation, biological process: transmembrane transport. The transcript is spliced from 3 exons. The coding region runs from base 1 to 1119 and encodes 372 amino acids.
AUGGUUGGCGGCUUGAUUGGGUCAGUCUGUGUGAUGAUCUGCUCUCUCUCCCAGACCAAUGUAUUCCUGGCAGUUUUCCUUUUCAUUUCAGGAAUGGGAUACGCAAUGACUGUACUCCCCUCUGAAGCCUUAGUUAUAUGUGUGUUUGGAGACAAUUACCUGCUUCCAUUCUGCGUAAAUGCAAUGGGUGGCGGUGUCGGAAUGAUGAUACUGCCAUUCUGUGUCCAGAAACUGUUACCUAUCUAUGGUUGGCGUGGGGCGCUCCUUAUUCUUGGGGGAUUCAAUCUCCACACUGUCGUGUCUGGGGCGUUGUUCCAAGCACAAGUCCCGAAGGAAUCAGUCACAGACGGACCGACAGAAAAGGAUCAAUUGAUUUCAACGGUGGCGAAUGAUCCUCUUGAUGACCUGAAUGAAUGUAGCCAUGGCGAAAGCAAACUUGGAAGAGUUUCACUACCUAACCGAUGCUGCAGCAAUGUGCGGGAAUAUCUUUUGUCAAACUUCAGGGUGGUCAGAGAAUUUCCACUAUUGAUCUAUAUGAUGAUAGCAGCGUUUCUCCAUGGUAUAACGCACGCUGGUUGGACAAUAUUCGUUAUAGCAAAUGCAGAGUUUAAGGGCAUUCAAGAAGAAACUGCCGUCUUUCUCUCUAUCGCUGGCGGAGUCGGAAACACAAUUGGCCGCCUUUUUCCAUCUGCCCUUAACAUUUGCAACAAAGACUUAUUUACUUCUAGAAUCUCUUUCCUGGCGUUCGGUGGAGUCGGGGCGGUGCCUCUUUGUUUGAACUCGGUAACGACAAGUUUUCCAGUGCUUAUCGUAUUUGCCGGCUUCAGCGGUUUGGCAUUAGGGGCCAAAGCUGUCUGUAAGAGUGCAGCAACGGUGGACAUUGUUUCGGAAUCUUCUUCGUCAACUGCCUUGGCUUUCGCAUUAGUAUGUUCGGGUAUGGGAGAACUAGCCGGGGGAUGGUUGACAGGCAAAAUCUGGGAUGUAACCGGCUCUCUGGAAAUAGCUUUUCUUUUUCUUGGACUUAUUGAUAUUCUGGGUGUAGUCACUUUGUUGCUUAGUUUAAUACACCAGAAGUUGAUGAAAAUGAAAAGCAAGAGCAAUAAAAUCCAAGCAAUGUGA